AACGUCAAUAUAUCAUUUUGUUAAUUUGCAGUUUGCCUUUAGUUUUUAUUUGUACCCGUCUUGCUUUUCUAGCGUUGUGAUAACGAGAUGUCCGGAGAUGCAUCAGGGACUUAUUCCUUCGACCGGAUCCUGAAUUUCCGUGAUGUGGGAAAGACGACCAACCAGUAUACUGGCAAGAGACUAGUAGCUGAGGGCCGCUUGUUUCGAUCCGCCAGGCUUGACGACGCAUCCGUUUCUGACCGCGAUGCGCUUCGACACGAUAUCGGAAUCAAGACGGUCAUGGACCUGCGAACAAAGUCAGAGCAUGUUAAGCAGGCCAAGAAGCGCGAGGGAGACCUCAAAAUACUGGUAUUGGUGAAAUCUAACGAUGCAUUGGCGAAACCAAUGGAGAUUCCUGGGUUGGGGUACUGCAAUAUCAAUAUCAAUGGAAAGGGCUUCGAGCGGACGCUCUUGUGGAGACUGUCUUUUUGGAAUAUUUUCAAGGUUCUAAUCCUCAUGCUCUUCGGCUACCGCAUGGAAGCCAUCAGCAUUCUCGGCCGCGAAGUCAUGAAACCCCGCGGCCUCAUCGGACUCGGAUACGAUACCAUCGACUACUGCGGCGCCGAACUAGCCACAGCCUUCCGCGAAUUCGCAUCCUCCCCGCGCUACCCCAUCCUCGUGCACUGCACCCAAGGCAAAGACCGGACAGGGCUGAUCAUCUGCCUGCUCCUGCUGCUGCUCGAUGUCCCCAUCGACGCCGUGACGUACGACUACACGCUGAGUGAAGCGGGCUUGCUCCCGGAGAAGGAGGAGAGGAUGGUGGAGAUUAGGGAGAUCGGGCUGACGGAGGAGUUUGCGAGUGCGCCGAGGGAGUGGAUUGGGAAGAUGAAUGAGUAUCUGGGGGAGAAGUAUGGGGGGACGAGGGAAUAUCUUGAGGGUAUUGGGGUUGAUGGGGGGGUGCAGGCGAGGAUUAUUGAGGCGCUGUUGGGUUGAUUGGCCUGGAUUCGAUUCGUUUGUUAGAUAUUUAAAAGAGCCUGUCAGUCACCAUCUCUAACGCGUUGCGUCUCACCUCCAGUUUCCCAUCUCCAGUCUCUCACCUCCAGUCUCUCACCUCCAAUCUCUCAUCUCCAACCUCUCAUCUCCAAUCUCUCAUGUCCAGUCCCAUAUGUCCAGUCCCUCACCUUCCAUGGCUGGGAUCCACCUUACAAAGAGGCGGGUUUGAACCGCUAUCCCCGCUAUUCGAGCCUCUCAUCCCCGUCAAUUCCUCGUCAAUUCACCGUCAAUUCCCCGUCAACUCCCCGAACCGAAGCGUUAUCUCCAUCCUCUUGGCCGAAAUCACGGAAUCGUUGGAGUUCCCUCUUUUAUCCUAUCCCUUCCCAAACACUGACGUAUACGGAGGACUAACCAUGCUUACCGUAGGAUGAAACGAUCAUACGUACCUUGUAAUAUCAAUUUACAGCUACAGAACCACAAGCG
This is a messenger RNA of Pseudogymnoascus destructans, 1455 nucleotides long. RefSeq lists its product as uncharacterized. NCBI's taxonomy places the organism in Eukaryota, Fungi, Ascomycota, Leotiomycetes, Thelebolales, Thelebolaceae. The coding region runs from base 88 to 972 and encodes 294 amino acids. The record is from RefSeq and is a predicted model, not a curated record. Gene Ontology annotation, biological process: dephosphorylation. The transcript has 6 exons. Gene Ontology annotation, molecular function: phosphoprotein phosphatase activity.